AUGAAAUAUAAAAUAAAAAAACCUUCAAAACAGACACUAUCCGAUAAAAUCGCAGAUUCCUUAACUUUAAAACCACGAGCGGAUAUUGAAGAUGAUCACAUAUUCGGAUCGAAACCUAAUACGGUUUCACGUGUUGAUUAUAGUUCUUCAGACGAAGAUGACGCUACUAUUAGUGACUUUAGGAAGCAAAACAUUAACUUACUUAGCGAUAUAAGUAAAAAAUAUGAAGGUGAAGUGGUUUCAAAGAAGGAUAGUGAAGAAGAAGCGGAAGACUCUUUGGAAGAUAGUGAAAACGACAUCCAUGGAAGUAAUGAGCACAGUAAACAGCCGUCAGACGAAGGAGAUGAAAGUGAUGAUUACAGCAUAACAAAGUUUCAAAAACAACUGCAAAGUGAUUCCGAUGCAGAACCAUCUAAUAGUGGGACUGAUGACGGUUCUGAUAAUGAUGAUGACGGAGGAGAAGGAUAUGAUAUAAGUCAACUUGAAGAGCCCAUAAAAGAAAAUUUUGAGCACAUUAAAAAACAGGAUGUUUCAGAGGAAGCAAAGAAAGGCAUAUGUGUAAGGAACCAAUUAUUGUUAUGGGAAGGACUUUUGGAAAUGAGGAUACAUCUACAACGAUGCAUAAAUACUGCUAAUAUGAUGCCAAUGAAUGAUAUAUAUGAAAAGAUGAAGAAUAAAAAUGAUUUUGUUGAGGAGAGCAAUGCAACAAUUAGAAACGUUUCAACUCUCUUAGAAAAAUUUAUAACACUUCAGAAUCUAAUGCUAAGCAAAUUUCCUGAAACAAAAGCUUUAUCUGCUAAUGCAAAGCUGGUCACUAAUGGAAAACAAAAGAAUGAAGAGAGUGAUGAAGAAAUUCCAAGUGAUACAGAUAAUGAAGAAAUUCCAUCUGACACAGAAUCAGAAAAAUCUAUUGGUAAUAAUAAAAUAAAUGAAGCAAUAAUGAAAAAGGUACCUAAAAAACGUAAACUUGAGGACUUUGAAAAGGAGAUUGUAACUGCUCAUAAGAAAUUCAAGCAAUUUAGAGAUUCCACCAUACAAAAAUGGAAUGAAAAGACUAGAAUUGCCACAGCGGCAAAUAUCAAAACUGCACCAACAAAUACUAUCCUUCAACAGAUAUCUUUCAUUCUCUCUGAUCGAGAAAAACUUAUUAAGAGAACCCAGCUUAAGCGAUCUGAAUAUGAAAUCAUUGGCUAUAAGAAGGAAGAAUCCAAAGAAGUCUCUGAAAUAAACCCCACAACUAAAAAUAGAAAAGAUGAUGAUGAAUACAUUAUGGAAAUAUUUGAUGACAGUGAUUUCUACCAUCAACUUUUAAGAGAAUUGAUUGAAUGUAAAUCAGCUGAUAUUACAGAUCCUGUACAGUUAAGUCGUCAGUGGAUAUCAUUGCAGCAAAUGAGAAGUAAAAUGAAAAGAAAGGUGGACACAAAAGCUACUAAGGGGAGAAAGAUCAAAUAUGUUGUACAUAACCCAUUGGUCAGUUAUAUGGCAUCGGAGAAAGGGACAAAGUGGAAUGAUGAAAGUACUAAUGAAUUAUAUAGUUCACUAUUUGGUAAAUUGUUUGAACAUAACAAUGUUGGGCUAAAUGUUGAUUUAGAUAAUAAUAAAUGA
Pieris macdunnoughi is the source of this 1605-nucleotide messenger RNA. NCBI's taxonomy places the organism in Eukaryota, Metazoa, Arthropoda, Insecta, Lepidoptera, Pieridae. The record is from the annotation of a GenBank genome assembly.